Hydractinia symbiolongicarpus is the source of this 1154-nucleotide messenger RNA. RefSeq lists its product as uncharacterized. The transcript is spliced from 4 exons. NCBI's taxonomy places the organism in Eukaryota, Metazoa, Cnidaria, Hydrozoa, Anthoathecata, Hydractiniidae. The record is from RefSeq and is a predicted model, not a curated record. Bases 497 to 1084 code for a protein of 195 amino acids. Gene Ontology annotation, biological process: arachidonate secretion; phospholipid metabolic process. Gene Ontology annotation, molecular function: A2-type glycerophospholipase activity.
AAGGAACCUUUGGCAUUAUCGCAGAGAAUGUAGCUAAUUUAAAAACAAGUGAAGAGAAAGAUAUCAAUUUGAAGAACAGUAUCAAAGUUUCUAAAAAUAUAAUCCCAUUCUGGAUAUAGAGUUUUUUUGCUGAGCAGUUAGUACUUUCUUACCAGAAAUUGGAAAUUUUUUUUUCACGACUAGGGUUGACAAAAAGCAGUUUUAAGAAAAAAAAAAAAAGUAAAAAAGAAAGAAAGAAAACGCAGAAGGAAACUAAAAGUAAAUAAAUGACGUCAUAAGGAUAAAACUUUAUCUGUGAGUAAAAUAAUUUGGAGUUAUUCAAGUAAUUACAUAAAACCGUGAUGAAACUACAAUCAUUAAUAAGAAGGAGAAUUCAACUUUCUUUAUGAUAAUUCAAUUGUAAUUGAUAAAUAACGACAAAUAUAAAAAGGGGAGUUUCUGUUAAUUUUUUAAUCAUGAUUAACCUUCAUAAGUGAGGCAUUGGAUUCACAACAACAUGCAUUUAAAAGUCUUUAUACUUCUUCUCAUCUUCACUGGAGCUGUUCAUGCAUAUCGUAGAGAAGAUGAUGUUGUGAAUGCAUCAGAUAAUGACGAAGAUGAGUUUAAUGACGAAGCCAGUGAUGAAACUGAUGAGUACGAUGACGUAAAUGACGAGGAGCAAUUUAACUCGUCAAUAUUGAGAAAAAGAAGAAGAAGUCGAAAAUGUACAAGAAAAACAUAUUCUAAAUGCACUGUGCGACAUAAUGGAUGUGGGUCAAAACAGUUUAGCAAGAUUCCCGGACCGUUUACAAGUGUCUUUAAACAAGCAUGUAACAAACAUGAUGUCUGCUACAACUGUGGACAGUUGAGGAGUUGGUCACAGAGACAGUGCGACAAGAGAUUUGAACAGGAUAUGCGAAAGAUUUGCAAAUGCGAGUACAAAAAAUGGUAUCAGAAAAUCACUCGUAGUAAAUGUUUGCUCUUUGCGAAAACAUACUAUGGAAUCGUAAAACUUGCUGGAAAGAAUUUUUACCUACGAAGAUCUCUUUCUUGGUGCAAAAACAACUGCGUCAUUCCACGAGGAAGCCCCCAUGUACCCUUUUAGAAUGCACAUAUGCAAGAUCAUGUAAUUACAAAGUUGUUUUUUUAAAAAUAACUCGAUGUUUAACUUUUAA